AUGCCAGGUUCCAAACCAGAAGACCUAACAGCCUGGUACCUAGUCAUCAACGCCCUCUGGGCCUACGCAUUCUCCUCGGCCCGCGGGCUCAAAAUGCUCUACAAGAUCGACAACCAAGUCAGCCCGCGCGGCGAUCUCGACAAGUACGGCCCCCGCGCCGUCUCAGAGGGCAAACUCACCCAAGCCCAGCUCGAGCGGCUGAAGCGCAAUGAAGCAGCCCACGCAAACUCAAUGGACCAUUUCCCUGUCUUUGCCACGGCACUCAUCCUGGCAAAGGUUGCGGGGCUGCCGACUGCGGAUGUGAACUUUGCGGCGCUGGCGUAUACCGGGUUGAGGUUUGCGUUUUGGGGGAAUUAUGUGUUUAGUGCGACGUUUGGGUGGGCGGCGCUGAGGCCGUUGUUUUGGUGGGGGAGUAAUAUUGUUUGUUUGAGGUUGAUAUGGCGCGCUGGGAAGGUGUUUAAUGGUGUUGCGUGA
Messenger RNA from Aspergillus versicolor CBS 583.65, 474 nucleotides. Its product is annotated as MAPEG family protein. The transcript has a single exon. Gene Ontology annotation, cellular component: membrane. The record is from RefSeq and is a predicted model, not a curated record. Bases 1 to 474 code for a protein of 157 amino acids. NCBI's taxonomy places the organism in Eukaryota, Fungi, Ascomycota, Eurotiomycetes, Eurotiales, Aspergillaceae.